AUGAAUGUGUCAGGAGUCAACACCGUGACUGAAUUCAUAUUGCUGAGUUUCCAGUGCUCCAGAAAGGUUCAGCUCUUCCUCUUCGUGCUAUUCUCUGUUACCUAUAUCUUGACACUGAUGAGCAAUGGGGCUAUCAUCUGUGCAGUGAAGCUAGAUCACAGGCUGCACACUCCAAUGUACAUUCUGCUGGCCAACUUCUCCUUCCUAGAGAUCUGCUACAUCAAUACUACUGUUCCCAAUAUGUUAGAGAACUUCCUGUCUGAGACCAAAACCAUCUCGUUCACAGCCUGCUUCCUCCAAGUCUACUUCUUCUUCUCCACGGGCAUCGCUGAGACCUUCUUACUGCCCCUCAUGGCUUUUGAUCGAUACCUGGCCAUCUGCAGGCCUCUCCACUAUCCAACCAUCAUGACCAAUCAUCUCUGUAUGAACUUAGUGACCAUCUGCUGGGUGACAGCCUUCCUUUGCUAUCCAGUCCCUAUCUAUUUUAUCACACAACUUCCCUUUUGUGGCCCCAAUACCAUUGACCACUUUGUCUGUGAUACAGGUCCACUUCUGGCCCUAUCCUGCAUCCCAGCCCCUGGAAUUGAGCUUUCCUGUUCUAUAUUGAGUUCUCUUAUUAUCUUCAUAACCUUCUUCUUCAUCAUUGGGUCAUACACCCUAGUUCUCAGAGCAGUGUUAAAGGUCCCUUCAUCAGCUGGCAGGCAUAAGGCUUUCUCCACCUGUGGUUCCCACCUGGUUGUGGUGUCUCUGUUCUACGGGACAGUCAUGGCGAUGUACAUCAGCCCAACCUCUGGAAAUUCAGCUGGGAUACAGAAGAUUGUAACCUUGUUCUACUCAUCAGUGACCCCACUGAUAAACCCUCUGAUCUACAGUCUCCGGAACAAGGAUAUGAAGGCCGCCUUGAUAAAAAUUCAAAUGUGCAUGAAAAUUGAUCAGUCAAGGAGACCAAAUGAAUGA
Chrysochloris asiatica (Cape golden mole) is the source of this 957-nucleotide messenger RNA. RefSeq names its product olfactory receptor 11H6-like. Gene Ontology annotation, cellular component: membrane. Gene Ontology annotation, biological process: G protein-coupled receptor signaling pathway. The coding region runs from base 1 to 957 and encodes 318 amino acids. The transcript has a single exon. Gene Ontology annotation, molecular function: G protein-coupled receptor activity; olfactory receptor activity. The record is from RefSeq and is a predicted model, not a curated record. Lineage: Eukaryota; Metazoa; Chordata; Mammalia; Afrosoricida; Chrysochloridae.